Penicillium bovifimosum is the source of this 957-nucleotide messenger RNA. RefSeq names its product alpha/beta hydrolase. The transcript has a single exon. Gene Ontology annotation, molecular function: hydrolase activity. The record is from RefSeq and is a predicted model, not a curated record. NCBI's taxonomy places the organism in Eukaryota, Fungi, Ascomycota, Eurotiomycetes, Eurotiales, Aspergillaceae. Bases 1 to 957 code for a protein of 318 amino acids.
AUGGGUGUAAAGUACGGCUGUCACAAAUGUGUCGCCUCCUUUCUCCGUCUCCUCGUCAAGCCCAGACUCCACCUGGACCCCAAACCCGAUGAAGUAGCCCUCAUCCCCGCUCGAGACGCGGGCCGCACAAUCACCGCUCAUAUCUACAAGCCAAGCAUCCAAGGUCCAACCCCAGUCGUGAUCAACUUCUGCGGCAGCGGGUUCGUCCUAGGGACCUUCGGCGGCGACGACGAAUACUGCCGCUUCGUCGCCGACAAAGCAAACUACACCGUCAUCGACGUGCAGUACCGCCUCGCACCCGAAAAUCCCUUCCCAGCCGCCUUCCACGAUGCCGAAGACGUAAUAACCUGGGUACGCUCACAACCAGAGCGCUUCGACCUAUCGCUACUAUCCCUAUCAGGAUUCAGCGCAGGCGCCAACAUCGCACUUACCGUCUCAUCGUCCUCUGAACUUUUUCUCCAAGCGGAAGGAAAGAACAUCUUCAAUUCCGUCAUUUCCUUCUACGGGCCCAUGGACAUGUCCCUUCCAACACCCAAGAAGCCGCAGGCGGACCCCUCGAACUGGAUCAUGCGUCAUAUAUUCCCAACUUUCUCGCACUUGUGUCAUAAGUGUCUUAAUAUGGGGCGAGUUGAUCCGACGGAUCCCAUGUUGUCGCCUAUACUCGCAGAUCCGAGUACUUUCCCGGCUAACACGCUGAUUAUUACUGCGGCGCAGGAUCCGUUUGCGAUUGAGGCGGAGAAGUUCUCUGACAAGUUGAACAAUACUGAUGGGAAGUAUUCGAUUUGUCGGAGGAUGGAGGAUUGUGCUCAUGGGUGGGAUAAGGAGGCGGUUGAUGGUACUCCGCAGUGUGAGGCAAAAAUGGAGGCCUAUGAGCUUGCUGUCGCGAUGUUGCGGCGAAAUGCUGGUGCAGGGGAAAAUGAUAGCACUGUGCAGGACGGGCGUGUUGAUUCAUUUUAG